Lachnellula hyalina is the source of this 1584-nucleotide messenger RNA. RefSeq names its product Alpha,alpha-trehalose-phosphate synthase [UDP-forming] (gene tpsA). Gene Ontology annotation, molecular function: alpha,alpha-trehalose-phosphate synthase (UDP-forming) activity. Gene Ontology annotation, cellular component: alpha,alpha-trehalose-phosphate synthase complex (UDP-forming); cytosol. The transcript is spliced from 3 exons. The record is from RefSeq and is a predicted model, not a curated record. Gene Ontology annotation, biological process: cellular response to heat; trehalose biosynthetic process. The annotation marks the transcript as partial. NCBI's taxonomy places the organism in Eukaryota, Fungi, Ascomycota, Leotiomycetes, Helotiales, Lachnaceae.
CCACCUCACAAGUCCAUUCUCGCAGACCACAUACCUCUCUCGAGAACCCCACCUACCAAAUUCUUGUCAAUUCGAAUCCCCCCUCAAUACUUUAUCGCAAUGCCAGCUUUAGUCGAAGAUGUUAAGCCGCAAGGAAGACUGCUACUCGUCUCCAACAGACUUCCAAUCACCAUCAAGCGCUCUGAUGAUGGCACAUAUGCGUUUUCCAUGUCCUCUGGUGGACUGGUCACAGGUCUAAGCGGACUAUCUAAAACUACCACCUUUCAAUGGUACGGAUGGCCGGGAUUGGAGGUGCCAGAGACAGAGGUUGCGCCGCUGCAGAAACGAUUGAAGGACGAAUAUGGGGCGAUACCAGUUUUCAUAGAAGACGAGUUGGCAGAUAGACAUUACAAUGGCUUCUCUAAUUCUAUCCUCUGGCCCCUUUUCCACUACCAUCCUGGAGAGAUUACAUUCGACGAGUCGGCAUGGGCAGCCUACAAGGACGUUAACCGUCUGUUUGCGAAGACAAUAGCGAAAGACGUACAAGAUGGAGAUUUGAUCUGGGUCCACGACUACCAUCUAAUGCUCCUCCCAGAGAUGCUGCGAGAGGAAAUUGGCAACAGCAAGAAGAAUGUCAAGAUUGGCUUCUUUCUCCAUACGCCAUUCCCAAGUAGUGAGAUCUAUAGAAUUCUUCCUGUUCGAGAGGAAUUGCUUCUUGGUGUACUUCACUGCGAUUUGAUUGGCUUCCAUACAUACGACUAUGCUAGACAUUUCUUGAGCAGUUGCUCUAGAAUAUUAGAAACAACUACGACCCCCAAUGGUGUUGAGUUCCGUGGAAAAUACGUCACUGUCGCGGCUUUCCCAAUUGGCAUUGACCCCGAGAAAUUCGUCGAUGGCCUCAAGAAGAAAGAAGUUCAAGACCGAAUCGCUGUCCUAGAACGUAAAUUCGAGGGAGUAAAGCUGAUCGUCGGGGUCGACCGUCUCGAUUAUAUCAAAGGAGUUCCCCAGAAGCUUCACGCACUCGAGGUAUUCCUUACAGAACACCCUGAAUGGGUAGGAAAAGUUGUGCUCGUCCAGGUAGCAGUACCCAGCCGAGAAGACGUCGAAGAGUACCAAAAUCUCCGAGCAGUCGUCAACGAGCUGGUAGGCAGGAUCAAUGGCCGCUUUGGCACCAUUGAGUUCAUGCCUAUCCAUUUCCUACACCAAUCUGUAGCAUUCGACGAGCUCACGGCUUUAUACGCCGUAUCCGAUGCCUGCUUGGUUUCAUCUACGCGUGAUGGCAUGAAUUUGGUCUCGUACGAAUACAUUGCCACGCAGAGAAAGAGACACGGAGUCAUGAUCCUGUCCGAGUUCACAGGCGCAGCUCAAUCACUGAACGGUGCUCUUAUCGUCAACCCCUGGAAUACAGAAGAGCUCGCAGGCGCCAUCCACGACGCAGUCACGAUGUCUCCAGAGCAACGAGAAAUCAAUUUCAAGAAGCUGGAGAAAUAUGUAUUCAAGUACACGAGCGCGUGGUGGGGCGAAUCAUUUGUGAGCGAGCUUGUUAGGAUCAGCGAGCAUGCGGAGAAAAAGCAGAAGCGAAGCGGUCACGGGCAAGAUUCAUGA